AUGCAAUACGUCGGAAAAGUUGGAGGCUAUGUGUACAAUCAGUGGAGCUCCUUGAACCCCGCCACGUUAUCUGGGGCAAUCGACGUGAUAGUGAUUGAGCACCCGGAUGGAACUCUCCACACUUCGCCGUGGCAUGUCCGGUUUGGGCUUUUCCAGAUAUCCAAACCCUCGCAGAAGAAAAUCGACCUAUAUGUGAAUGGGGUCAAGACCAACUUGCCCAUGAAGUUGGGCGAAGGCGGAGAGGCUCAUUUCGUGUUUGAAGCAGAUGAUUCCGGGCACUUGCUAUCGCAUAGCGUGCUCACUUCGCCCGUGAUCUCGCCCGUGUCGUCACCGGGGAGCUCGGCAGCUAGUAGUGAUGUUGAGCCCGACGAGCUCGAUCUUGAUGAAAAGAUCAAGCUCAGCGACAUCCCUGGUCCCAAGCUUGCAGCUGCCGAGGCCAAGUUGGUGAUGGAGAAUGCCAAGAAGAUCACCAAAAAGUUGAACAUACCGACCAAAGUCGAGAUGAAUGGCGACAUGGUGAUUGAUAUGGACGGGUACAAGGCCAAUUCGCAAAAGAAUAUAGAUAAUUCAGGAGAGUUGUUCAAGAAAAUCUUUAUGCAAGAAAUCGAAGGAGAGCAUCACCUCCACGAAGGCGAAGGCGAAGGCGAGCACGUCAAAGCCUGGGACCAGAUCAUAACCAAGGACAAGAACGGCAACAUCCGGAUCUCGAAUGUUUCUGAUACGGACAGCGGCGAGAUUGAAGAGCAUGCAGAAACGCCUCUUAGCGCCACCACCACGGCGACUUCGUCCACCACGGCCACGGGCACAAUCUCGAGAGUCUCUUCCUCGUCUACAUCCUCCGAAAGCGACCAAAUUUAUUUCAAGACGUUGCGGUUGACGUCGGAUCAAUUGUCAAAGAUGAAUUUGCACUAUGGUGAAAACUCGUUGAGAUUCAAAUCGAGCGAGGGCAAGUCGCAAGUCACGGCAAACUUGUUUCUCUGGAAAUCGUCGACACCAAUAGUCAUCUCGGAUAUCGACGGCACAAUCACAAAAUCGGACGCUCUAGGGCAUGUUUUAAACCUUAUUGGAAGGGACUGGACCCAUCCCGGUGUGGCGAGCUUGUUUCAAGAAAUCCACCAGAAUGGGUACCACAUUGUUUACUUGACGGCUCGUUCGUUGGGCCAGUCCGACACUACAAGACAGUACUUGCAAGGGGUCAAUCAGGACGGGGUCAAACUACCGGCUGGUCCCGUGAUUCUAAGUCCCGAUCGAACUUUGGCUGCUUUGAAAAGAGAAGUUGUGUUGAAAAAACCCGAAGUUUUCAAAAUGGCAUGUUUAUCUGAUAUCAGGAAUUUGUAUUUUGAAAAAGACAUUUUUGAAAACGAAGAAGGCGAAGAAGAGGACCAAAUUACACCCUUUUACGCUGGGUUUGGGAAUAGAAUAACCGAUGCCAUUAGUUAUAGGUCUGUUUACAUUCCAAGCCACCGGAUCUUUACAAUCAACCCCAAUGGAGAAGUGCAUAUGGAGCUUUUGGAGUUGGCCGGUUACAAGUCCUCAUAUCUUCACAUUGGAGAGUUGGUUGACCAUUUUUUCCCACCGAUAAAAGAAGUCAGCUCGAUAUCUUCCUACUGGAAUAACGCCCAAUGGUCCGAGUAUAUGCAAAACCAUGAAACUCCAGAGUCUACAACCAGUGAUGUGAGGUCGAUUCGCUCGGGACAGCUGUCGCCCAGACUGCCCGGCUCGCCGCGCAACUACAUGGAAGAGUACAAGACCGAUGAGAAAUUCAACGACGUCAACUAUUGGAGAACGCCUCUUGAUUUUGAUGAUUUGGAUGCAAGUGAGUUGGAAGACGAGGACCUCGAGGGAAACUACUUGAAAGACGCUUCGUCGCACAGGUUUACCAAAAACCAAAAAUUGCUGCACAUGGCCAACAAUGAGAAACACAAAAAGGACCACAGUGAUAACCCUGGCUUAUUGCAAAAAGUUUACUCCAACUCGUUUGAUAGCACGCCUUCUUCGAGUCCUAAGCAAGAGAGGCCCUUGUCGUCGUCGUCGUUUGCCUCGCCGCUCAAGAGUUUUAUGAAGUUUGGGAAAAAGAACGCUGAUGACGAUGAUGAGGAUUAUCAAGAGGAACCAAGCAGCUUUAACGAGGGUGAUUUCACAGAAGACGAAGAUGAUUACACUGACGACGACUAUGACGACGACGACGAUUAUGACGAGGAUGAAGAUUAUGAGGACGAGGAUGAUGACGACGAAGAGGAUGAUGAAGACGACGAUGAGGACGAGGACGAGGAUGACGGCGUUGACGAGGACGACGAAGACGAUGAAGACGACUACGAAGGAGAAGAAGACGAUGAGAAUGCUGACGUAGUGAAGGCUGAAGAAGAUGCUCAAGAGGAAAAACAAGGAAAUCAAGAUGGCUCAGAAGAUAAACUAAGUGAUGCGUUGAAAGCGGUGGCAUUAAACCCUCAGGAAAGCUCCAAUGAGAAAGCCUCAGUGGAGAGCACGCAAACGCAAAGCCAGGCUCAGGUUGAUGCCAAAUGA
Messenger RNA from Lodderomyces beijingensis, 2523 nucleotides. The record is from the annotation of a GenBank genome assembly. NCBI's taxonomy places the organism in Eukaryota, Fungi, Ascomycota, Pichiomycetes, Serinales, Debaryomycetaceae.